Messenger RNA from Paralichthys olivaceus (Japanese flounder), 1365 nucleotides. It is a transcript of the gene olig1, whose product is annotated as oligodendrocyte transcription factor 1. Gene Ontology annotation, cellular component: nucleus. NCBI's taxonomy places the organism in Eukaryota, Metazoa, Chordata, Actinopteri, Pleuronectiformes, Paralichthyidae. Gene Ontology annotation, molecular function: E-box binding; protein dimerization activity; DNA-binding transcription factor activity, RNA polymerase II-specific. The record is from RefSeq and is a predicted model, not a curated record. Gene Ontology annotation, biological process: positive regulation of transcription by RNA polymerase II; sensory organ development; axon development.
CAAACACUUAUUCUUUUCUUUCUGAUAUUUUCCUUGUCAUCACUUGCUCCUGUCAAACACCAGAGAGCCAGACGAGCACAUACGUGUGUUUGUAAAGAGCAUCAUCAUGUGUUGGGGAGGAGUUGAGCUGAGGUGGGGUUAUGUGAGGGGACCAUUUAACUCACUUUUCCACUGUGCCAGCUUCCAUUCUCGCCACACGCAGCUGUGGAAGUGAGAUAAAGCCGAGCUGCCACUCUGGGAAGCUCGUGCCACCAGAAACUCUCUGAAGCCAAAAGUGAUUUUCUUUUGCUUUGACUGAGAUUAUUUUUAAUUUGACUCUCAAACGUUUUGCUGACGACAGUGGACUACAACUCUCAAGAUAAACGCCCCUCGGAGGAGACUAUGAACGUGCUGUCGAACCCAGUGAUCAGGGCCCAGGAACAGUCUCUACCUCUCUGUGGCCCCGGGUCUGUCCAGGACUUACCACACUGCCCUCCAGGCUUCAACCUGGGCUCCCGCCUCCACCCUGCACCAAUGCUUGGCCUCCAGAGCAGCCAAAGAUCGAUCAAACCCCAGAGGGAGCUGAGCCCCGAGGAGCAGCAGGAGCUCAGGAGGAAGAUCAACAGCAGGGAGAGGAAGCGGAUGCAGGACUUGAACAUUGCCAUGGAUGCCCUGAGGGAGGUCAUGGUGCCUUACGCCUCCUCGCCUUCCUCUGCCUCCUCCUCUCAGUCGCACCAGCCUGGCGCUCCUCCAGGCCGCAGGCUCUCCAAGAUCUCCACUCUGGUCCUGGCCAGGAACUACAUCCUCCUCCUGGGUUCGUCCCUGCAGGAGAUGCGGCGGCUGCUGGGAGAGGUGAGCAUCGGGAUGGGAGUGAACACGGGACCGGUCCCCCGGCUGCUGCUCGCUGGAGGGUGGCCCCUCAUCUCCGGCCCCAGUCAGCUCCUACUUACCCAAGAAUCCAUCCUCACCUCAGCAGCUGCCUCUUCCUCUUCCCCAUCCUCUUCCUCCUCCGCUCCAUCAUCCGCUGCUGCUAAAUGUCCCCUGCUGUCUCCGGGCCCCAUGGAACCUUCACUGGCCCCAGUGCAGUGGAGCUCCACAGGAGCCUCAGGGGGGCCCCUGUGCCCCUGUGGAGUCUGCAGACUGCCCAGGUUCAGCCACGCAGCUGCGGUGCCCAGAUUCCCAAAGUGACACCCUGAAGUUGAAGAGGAACUGAAGAAUGGACUCGAUGACUGUUACAUGUAUGCAACUUUUUUUAUAUGAAAUUAUUUUUCUAACAUGUUGAUAAUAUUUGACUAUAUACUCACAAAUAUCCUUUUGGAAAUUAUGCAACUAUUCUGUAUUUGGCACGACGAUGCUCUUUGUUUCCAUGUUGCACUUUUCUUAUGU